This is a messenger RNA of Misgurnus anguillicaudatus (oriental weatherfish), 1839 nucleotides long. Lineage: Eukaryota; Metazoa; Chordata; Actinopteri; Cypriniformes; Cobitidae. The record is from RefSeq and is a predicted model, not a curated record.
GCCUGCAAGUGAGGGUGUGUGACUUGGAGAAACAAGUGGACACCAUCACUACCACAUUGCAGGCGUUGACCCGCCGGUGCAAGCAGCUUCUGCGGCCGCCGACUUCAAAGGGGUGACGCAGAAGCUGCUGCAGGCCUUGGAGUCUCCCGCGGAGGACGAGGAGGAGGCGGGGCCGUCGACGGGAAAGCGAGGCACCAGGGAGAGGACUCCAAGGCCUCGGAGUCCUAGGCAGGAGGAUCGGAUCCUGUCGAGGAGGAGAGCGCCACGUCUCGGUACCCCGAGCAUAACGCGGUCCUGAACCAGCUCCUGGAGGAGUACCGCCUGCACCAGCAGAGCCCGGAACCCUCCAGGAAGCUGAAGGAGAACGUGGCGGGAAAGAUUUACAGGAUCUGGUCCUUCAUCGGGCACAUGGCGGCGGGGAAGGGGCGCCUUUCCACCUUGGAGUUCCUGGACGACCCCGGGAUGAUCAGGAAAUGGCUGGGCAGCUUGAGGUUGUCUAAAAUAGCCGAGACUACUAUCAACCAUUACUUCAAGAACGCUGCCCAGUUCAUGGACUACGUCUCGGAGACCCCCCCUCCCACGUCCCGCCUGUCGAAGAAGGCCCUGACGGGGAUCAGGCGGUAGUUGAGGUCACUGAUUAGGGGCCUCAAGAGGGGGGUGGUGAUGCACCAGAUAGGGGUGAAGCAGGCGAAGGAGGGCCGGCUGAUCCCCAAACUGGUGCUGAGAAAAUGCCGCUCCGAGGCGAAAGAGAUCAUCCCGGGGCUCCUAGACCAGCUGGAAGAGGACGGGCUGCAGAAAACCCAGUUCCAGCUCUACGGCCACUUGACGGCCUAUUUUGCCUCCAUCUAUGGUCACAGACUUGGGGUCCGUCAAGUCGGCCAGCUCGGGGUCGUACCUCAUAAACAUUUCGCUCCACAAGACUAACCAGGCGUUCGGUCCGGCGCAGCUGUCCCUCACGCCGGAGGAAUACUCUUGGUUUCGCCGGUUCCUGGCGAUGAGGGACAACCUGGUCGACGGGCCGGACGCCACCCACUUUUUCUACACAUCGACACCCAACCCCUGUAAAAACCUCAACAAUCUUUCCAGGCGGCUUGGGUGUCGAUGGGACUUCCGGGGAAGCCGACCUUCACCGACCUCCGGACCUCCAUCGCCACGCACGCACGCAACACCCACUCCUCGAGUAACCGGACCAAGGUGGCAAAAUUUAUGUGCCAUGACACCUUCACGGCCGACAAGUUCUAUGCCAUGAACUUGUCGGCGAAGCAGGCCGUGGAGCACCGCCGGUUAUUCGAGGAGGCGCUGUGCGGCGAGGAGGUCUCCCCGGCGAAGCCGUCCGAGGAGGGGACGAGUCGUAAGAGGGUGGCAAAGACCAAACACGGCGGCUGGAAACGCCGGCGGGAGGAGUCGCCGCCCACCUCCCCGUCUUCAAGCAGCUUGGAGGUGGGGGAGACGGUGACCUUCCAGGAGUCCGGGGUGUCGUCGAUCGACUCUCCCUCUAGCUUGGAGGAGUACCCCCGGACUCAGGGUUUGGCCAGCCCGCCCUCCCCUCAUCCUCGGACGCUUCGCGGGAAAGCCGACGUGAGUCUUCUCCGGAAGUCCGCGCUUCGACCAGGACGACCCCGAGCAGGACGACCCCGAGCAGCAGCCCGCCUCUCCCCGUACUAUGGCCCAGCAGCCCGCCUCUCCCCAACCGACAGCCCAGGAGCACGGGCGAACUUGCGGAGGGCCACCGAAGCCACCGGCAAGAAAAAGAAAAAAGCGUUGUAAAUAGUUCUCGUGUUCGUGCAGUUCAUUGUUCCUGUUAAGUGUGUUUUGUUCUUUUGUUUUAGUAAAUGUUCU